AUGGGAAAUAGCGUGCCAACCAAUAUUCCUAGCGAAAAUAUCGUUGGGUAUCAAGUCAUUUCUGUUGCUCCUCAUUCUCCUGCCGAAAAGGCUGGUUUAUGUCCGUAUUUCGAUUUCAUUCUCUCGAUGGAUGAUAUUGAUCUUUCCAUAGAAGAUCGGCAAUUUUUUCUCACCUACAUUUCGAGAAGUUUAAAUCAACCUUUGAAAAUGACCGUGUUUAGUUUAAAAACUAUGAAGCAACGUCUUGUAACAGUCAUUCCAAGACAAGAUUGGAAUAUUACAAAUUUUAAUGAUGGUGAAGCAAACAACAACAAUGAAAUAUCAGCACAUUCUACAUCAGAAUCCAAAAAGGAUGGCUCUGACUCAUCACAAAACACUGCUACUAGUAAUAUUACCAAUAAGAGCAUGUGCUUAGGUUGCUCGAUCAGAUAUGAAUCUGUGAAGAAUGCACUUAAUUGUGUGUGGCAUGUCAUCGGAGUGCAACCAAACUCACCAGCAGAUAGAGCUUCUAUUCACGGAGAUGGAACUGACUACAUUGUUGGCUUCGAUAACCGAUUAUUUUCUGAACCUAAUGAGCUCACUGAGCUUUUGAGCUAUUAUCAAGGAUCAAUGUCUUCUUCAUCAAUUUAUUUAUCACUUUAUGUUUAUAAUUGGAGGUUGGAUUCAUUUAGGCAUGUUGUUGUAAAUAUGAGUGAAAAGGGUCAUUUGGGAAUUGAGUUAGGAACGGGGUAUCUUCAUAUUAUUCCACCACCGUUAUCAACUAGCACAGUAACAUCGUUUCAACAUUUAUCACUAGUAUCGAAUCAGAAUAAUGGAUUGCAUUUGCAUUCAUCAACAUUACCUCUCUCAACAAUUGAAAAGGUACAUUCAUUUUCUAAUGAACCUGCAGUUGAAUCCAACUUUUCUCUACGGGAAGAAGAAGACUAUGUGGUUGUGCAACAUCAUCAUCCAGCUGAUUCUUCAGAACAAGCAACAUCCAAACCAUCAUCACCAAUGCAAUCAACAAGCACAGAUAAAACAAACAACCCCAGUAACAGUAUGGACAUCACCACUGUUCAUGCAACGACAUCAGACAUGACAACAACACCGCAAAGCUCAAGCCCACAGGGUGCUGUGUUCUAUCAACCCUCACCCACCACUCCCUCUCUUACAGAACGCUCUACCACAAUUUCAUUUUCUCUUCCUUCUUCCAGCAUAACAAGCGCUUCCACGACUCAUCAAGCUCAACAACUUUACUCAAUUCCUUCAGAAGAAAAGAAUUCUACGACGAGGAAAGUCGAAACUUUGAACAUUAACAUUGCUUCUUACAACCCUUUUGCUCCUGUUGAUGGUAACGAAGAAUUAUCACUGGGAGACAUUAUUGGAGAGCACGAAUAG
This is a messenger RNA of Naegleria lovaniensis, 1377 nucleotides long. RefSeq lists its product as uncharacterized. The coding region runs from base 1 to 1377 and encodes 458 amino acids. The transcript is spliced from 2 exons. Gene Ontology annotation, biological process: Golgi organization. Lineage: Eukaryota; Heterolobosea; Eutetramitea; Acrasida; Naegleriidae. Gene Ontology annotation, cellular component: Golgi apparatus. The record is from RefSeq and is a predicted model, not a curated record. Gene Ontology annotation, molecular function: protein binding.